Molecule: messenger RNA, 2272 nt
Organism: Pantherophis guttatus
Lineage: Eukaryota; Metazoa; Chordata; Lepidosauria; Squamata; Colubridae
Gene: CAPZA1
Product: capping actin protein of muscle Z-line subunit alpha 1
Biological process (GO): actin cytoskeleton organization; barbed-end actin filament capping
Cellular component (GO): F-actin capping protein complex; cortical cytoskeleton
Molecular function (GO): actin filament binding
Source: RefSeq, a predicted model, not a curated record
GGAUAUGUUGGAUAUGUUAUCUGAUUUUCUGAUAGGUCCGUUAAGAAAUCAGGACUAAUAUAUUGGGUUGAGCACCAGGUUUAUUGUUUGCGCGUAGACAGGUAUUUGGACAGAAAUUGGGAGGGGGGGGAGAAAAACGCUACUCAUGAAACGCUGCUUUGCAAUUUGAACCAAAGUGAUUCGGAUGCAGUUAUUGGCUGAGCAAAAACAAAAAACCGGGAUUGGGCCCGCGGAGGCGGCCUUAAUGAGCGAAGGUGUAGGAUAAGCAUCCACGUUUCAAAAGUUGUUCUUUCCAACGGACUUUUGAGGCGCCCAGCAGCCCUGCAUGGCAAACAGCGGCCACAAGCGCCAGUUGACAGCGCGCAUCCUCCUCUUCCUUCCUAACAAGGCAAUAAUCCUAACCAAGCCGGCCACAUCCGCUCCGCUGACAUCCGGCCGGCGAAUUUCUGGCUCCGCCCCCAAGUUCUCCCGUCCCGACGUGCCGUGCGCGGGGUGACAGGUGGGGCUAGACAGAUAGAAGCCAAAAUGGCGGACUUCGAAGAUCGGGUGUCGGAUGAGGAGAAAGUUCGCAUUGCUGCAAAAUUUAUCACCCAUGCACCCCCAGGGGAAUUCAAUGAAGUGUUUAAUGAUGUUCGUUUGCUGCUCAACAAUGACAAUCUCCUCAGGGAAGGGGCAGCCCACGCAUUUGCACAGUAUAAUAUGGAUCAGUUCACUCCAGUGAAGAUAGAAGGAUAUGAUGAUCAGGUCUAAAUCACAGAACAUGGUGACUUUGGUAACAACCGGUUUUUAGACCCAAGGAAUAAGAUUUCCUUUAAAUUUGAUCAUUUGAGGAAGGAAGCAAGCGAUCCUCAGCCAGAAGACAUAGAUACAUCACUAAAGUCCUGGAGGGAUGCCUGUGAUAAUGCAUUAAGAGCUUAUGUGAAAGAUCAUUAUCCACAUGGCUUUUGUACUGUUUAUAGUAAAACUAUAGAUGGACAGCCAACAGUUAUAGCUUGCAUUGAGAGUCACCAGUUUCAACCCAAAAACUUUUGGAAUGGACGCUGGAGAUCAGAAUGGAAAUUUACCAUCACUCCACCUACAGCUCAAAUGAUUGCAGUGCUCAAGAUCCAGGUGCAUUAUUAUGAAGAUGGUAAUGUGCAGCUGGUUAGCCACAAAGACAUACAGGAAUCUGUAGCAGUUUUGAACGAUGUCCAAACAGCAAAAGAAUUUAUUAAAAUCAUAGAACAGGCAGAAAAUGAGUAUCAGACAGCAAUCAGUGAAAAUUAUCAGACAAUGUCAGAUACCACAUUCAAAGCCUUGCGUCGCCAGCUACCAGUCACCCGAACUAAAAUUGACUGGAACAAAAUCCUCAGCUACAAGAUCGGCAAAGAAAUGCAGAAUGCCUAAGAGCAGAGAUGCUGUGGAAAAUAUUAGCAUGCAAAAUAAACAGCAAAUAUGGUCCUUUGCCAAGUAGGUGGGUUUCCUGAAAUUGGCAUUUGUCUCGGGCUUUUGGCGUUAACAGGUUUUGUAGCCUUACAAAGGACUGUUAGAGACAUAACAUUUUGUUUGUGUAUGUUCUUGCCUUGAAAACAUCUGGUGUAAGAGUUACAGUGCAUUUUCUAGUAGGCUUACUUAAUAUAGCCACUUUGGGAUGAGUACUAUCAGUCCUUGUAUUUGCUAAAAAGUGUCUUCGCUAAGAGUCUUUCUAGAAAUGCAGGCUGGUAAUAUUGGACUUACAGUCCCAGUACUUUUGCCAGCAUAUGUAUUAUAUUCAAUUUAAUAGAAAUGCUGGCAGCUUUACGGUGUUGCUUUACACCAGAUACAACCUUUCCUUGCUUGUCUCCCCUCAAAACUGCCAAUCGCCAACUAGCAAUAUCUUCUAGGCUUACCUUUUUCAUGUUUGCAAAAUGUUUACAAGACUCUUCCCAGAAAUGCCAAGAAGGCCAGGUCUUCUUAAAUGCUGUUUUGGGGGAUGGUUGUUUUUGUUUUUUAAAUCCAAAGACUUGAGCCUCAUUUUCUUCGAGUAAACUAUUUUCUCAUUUGUAUUCCUGGAAGUACGGUUAAUAUAAAUAUCUGCAUUUUUACUGGAUGGAUCCUCCAUUUUUCUUAAUACUUGUCUGCUGCUCAGAUACUUGUUUAGAUGGAGAAGAAAUUACAAAAAUGAAAUGCUGUAAAUGUUUAAAUAUUGGAUUUAUUGUGCUUUAAUGCUUUGUGGCAAGCUGAUGGUAUUUGCAUCAGAAAUGUAUGAAUGAACAUGUCUUAAGUGGGUCAAUAAAAUGUUUGCACCAAGGCA